GAUCUGGUGGUCGCCGUGUGAAAGCGGUUCCAGUCAAAACAAACCUCCGAAGAACUUAACCUUACAAAAUUAAACAAGAUGAGUUCGUUUGGAAGUGAAAUUGAACGGCUUCGUCAGCAUUUUAAAUCCCACAGUAAAGUAAAGGAGUACCAGGCACAUUCCGCGAAAGUUCAUUCGGUCGGAUGGAGCUGCGAUGGGCGAAGACUCGCCUCAGGUUCCUUUGACAAAACAGUGUCCAUCUUUACUUUCGACAGGGAGCGACUGGGUAAGGAUUUCACAUUCCGUGGCCAUAGUGGGAGUGUUGAUCAACUUUGUUGGCAUGCUUCAAAUCCCGACCUUCUUGCUACUGCCAGUGGAGAUAAAAGUGCCAGAAUUUGGGAUGCCAGAACCCAGAAGUGUGCUGCAACCAUCAACACCAAAGGAGAGAAUAUCAAUAUAACUUGGGCACCUGAUGGUCAAACAAUAGCUGUUGGUAACAAGGAAGACUUGGUAACAUUUAUUGAUGCUCGUACUCACAAAGUAAAAUCCGAACAGCAAUUCGACUUUGAAGUCAACGAAAUAUCCUGGAAUAAAACAAGUGACCUGUUUUUCUUAACUAAUGGUCAAGGAUGUAUUUAUAUAUUAGGCUACCCCGAAUUAGAAUUACAGCAUGUAUUGAAAGCUCAUCCUGGAACUUGUAUAUGCAUUGAAUUUGACCCCACAGGAAGAUAUUUUGCCACAGGCUCUGCUGACACAUUAGUGUCUUUGUGGGAUGUUGAAGAACUUGCUUGUUUAAGAACGUUCUCUAGGUUGGAUUGGCCUGUGAGAACAAUAACAUUUAGCCAUGAUGGAAAACUGCUUGCUUCAGCAUCGGAGGACUUAUUGAUUGAUAUUGGUGAGGUUGAAACAGGUCUUAAGGUUUGUGACAUACCAGUAGAGGCCGCUACAUUCACUGUUGCUUGGCAUCCGAGUCAAUACCUUUUAGCUUUUGCUUGUGACGACAAGGAUACCUAUGAUAGGAAACAUGAUGCAGGAAUACUGAAAGUAUAUGGAUUUUCCUCUGAUUGAUACUUAGGAACAGUUUUGAGGAUCUACAACAAUAAAUCUUGCAUUCUUUUUUUAAGAAUAAAAUUUACUUUGAAUUUAGUUCAUACAAAAUAUUAAAAAAAUUAACUCCA
This is a messenger RNA of Frankliniella occidentalis (western flower thrips), 1157 nucleotides long. RefSeq names its product THO complex subunit 3 (gene tex). Gene Ontology annotation, cellular component: THO complex part of transcription export complex. Bases 79 to 1047 code for a protein of 322 amino acids. Gene Ontology annotation, biological process: mRNA export from nucleus. Gene Ontology annotation, molecular function: protein binding. The transcript has 6 exons. The record is from RefSeq and is a predicted model, not a curated record. Lineage: Eukaryota; Metazoa; Arthropoda; Insecta; Thysanoptera; Thripidae.